Messenger RNA from Pelobates cultripes (western spadefoot toad), 384 nucleotides. The record is from the annotation of a GenBank genome assembly. Lineage: Eukaryota; Metazoa; Chordata; Amphibia; Anura; Pelobatidae.
AUGGUCCGGAACAAGAAACUGUCAGUACCGGGGACGCAGCCAACAAACUCCCCACGGCGGAAUACGGGCCUGAUGGAUGAUUUCAUCGCAACACCGGUGGAGCUGAGAGGCUCCCUCGCUGCUGACAAAAUGGCGCCGGCCUCUCCGGGUUCGGAGAGUACAGAAGACUCCCUAUCAGGAGGUGACUAUGUGGGGGCCCUUUCUCAAAUAAGAACAGAGCUCACACAGAUAUCCCAGCGAAUGCUAUCUAAAGCAGACAAGGGCACUCUGGUUCAGGAGCUGCGCGCGGCCUUCAGAGAAGAAAUGUCGGGACUGCGCUCCGACCUGGCCAUGCUGGAGCAGAGGGUAGAGGAGGUGGAGGCGGCGGCCCAAGAAUGUGAGUAG